This is a messenger RNA of Pristis pectinata (smalltooth sawfish), 3607 nucleotides long. It is a transcript of the gene fbln1, whose product is annotated as fibulin 1. The transcript has 17 exons. Lineage: Eukaryota; Metazoa; Chordata; Chondrichthyes; Rhinopristiformes; Pristidae. Gene Ontology annotation, cellular component: extracellular region. The record is from RefSeq and is a predicted model, not a curated record. Gene Ontology annotation, biological process: extracellular matrix organization. Gene Ontology annotation, molecular function: calcium ion binding; peptidase activator activity. Bases 125 to 2251 code for a protein of 708 amino acids.
GCAAAGAAGGAACAAGAAAACUAAGGAGGGAUAAGGCAUUUUAUUUUAAAGAAAGAGCAGAAUUCAGCAUCUUUGUUCUUUUAAAAACUUUAACAGAAAGUUUUCUUUUCUAGUUUACAGCUUGAUGGAUCUCCCAGCUAGGAUCUCGAAAGUAUUGCUCAGUCUGUUGGUAUUCAGACUACAAGUCACAGUGCAGAGUCCAUUCGAUGACUGCUGUGUCAAUGGAUUAGAAUGGGCCGCUAAGCAAAAGGAGUGUGCUUCUCUACCCUACACACCGGACGAUCCACUUUGCAGAAUAGCACGGGAACAAUGUUGUCGAGUAAAACUGGAGGAAAUCCAUUGUGAAAAUGGUAUAAACGUGGCCAGAGAAAACCAAAUAUGCAUGGCAUUUAACACUGUCAUAGGCCAAUGCAACACUGGUAAGAAGUGCUGUCAAUGCUGCCUUCUUGGCAGAGGAGCCAAAAGCAAUGGACAUGGUUGUGAAGCAAAUGAAGCUCUGGGAUACCAGUGUGGACAAGUUUACAGAGCAUGCUGUGUAGGAGAUGAAGAAGCCAUCAACACUCCAGUCAAUAGCAACCACACAGCAGAUUUCAGCCCAGAUACGCACAACCAGAGUCCAGGUCAUGAAACCAGAAAGUCACCAGUAGAACUGGAGGAUCCAUUCCUGAAUGAUCGAUGCAGAGGAGGAGGGCCCUGUCAGCAGCGUUGCACUGACACAGGGACAAGGGUUAGCUGUUCCUGCUACGUUGGCUACAAGCUGAAUGAUGACCAACGCACAUGUGAUGAUGUCAAUGAGUGUUUGUUGCUGAUUCAUCAGUGCCAAACAGGACAGCGCUGCAUCAAUACUAUUGGGUCUUAUCAAUGCCUGCGUGAGAUAAGCUGUGGAACAGGAUAUGAACUGACUGAAGACAACCAAUGCAAAGAUAUCGAUGAGUGUGAAAUCGGAAUACACAAUUGCGGGUUCAAUUUCAUCUGCCAGAACACAAAAGGAUCGUUCCGCUGCUUGCCAAAAAUGCAAUGUGGACCUGGAUUUCUGCAGGAUGCUCUGGGCAACUGCAUUGACAUCAAUGAGUGUAAUAAUGCUGCCUCAUCCUGUCAGCCUGGCUACACCUGCAUCAAUAACAUUGGUUCAUAUAGCUGUCAGCUCAAUGUUGUAAACUGUGGCCGAGGCUAUCAACUGUCCAUGGAUGGAUUAAAUUGUGUAGACAUUGAUGAAUGUGCAAGUCCUCAGAACCCUUGUGGUGAAGGGCAUUCUUGCAUAAAUUCUCCUGGUAGCUUUCACUGCAAUUGCAAGAAAGGGUACAAUUUCAACAGCAUUUCCAGAAAAUGCAUUGAUGAAAAUGAAUGCCGUCGUUACCCAGGACGCCUCUGUGCACACAAUUGUGAGAACACUCCAGGUUCCUACUAUUGCAGCUGCAGCAAAGGCUUUAAACUCUCACCUGAUGGGAGAAACUGUGAAGAUGUGAAUGAGUGUGAGACCAAUCCCUGCAGUCAAGAAUGUGCUAAUGUCUUUGGCUCAUACCAGUGUUACUGCCGCCGUGGUUACCAGCUCAGUGAUGCGGAUGGAGUAAACUGUGAAGACAUUGAUGAAUGUGCAUUACCCGCCGGAGGCAACAUUUGCUCAUAUCGAUGUGUCAAUGUUCCUGGAAGUUUCCAGUGUGCUUGCCCAGUUGUUGGUUAUGCUCUUGCAUCCAAUGGACGUAACUGCCAAGAUAUUGAUGAAUGCAUCACAGGGAUGCAUAACUGCUCUGGUACUGAGACUUGCUUCAAUGUCCAGGGGAGCUUCCGCUGCCUGACCUUUGACUGCCCAGAAAACUACCGAAAGUCUGGAGAUGCGGUAAGAUUAGAUAGGACAGAGACAGUUCGAUGCAUAAAAUCUUGCCGCCCAAGUGAUACAUCCUGCAUACUGGACCCAGUUAACACAGUCUCCUAUACUGUCAUUUCUCUGCCAACCUACAGGGAGUUCACUGGACCAAUAGAGAUCAUAUUUCUCCGAGCAGCAGCUCCAGUUUAUCCCAGUAUCCAGUCAGAGAUUACAUUCCGCAUCAGUGAAGGAAACGUACGUAACUCUUUUGACAUUAUCAAGCGACAUGAAACUGCCAUUACAAUUGGUGUCGUUCGAAUGGUGAAGCCAAUUGUUGGACCUUUCACUUCCACCUUAAAGCUGGAAAUGGACUACUAUAUGUCAGGGCAACUAUCUCACCGCAACAUUGUUUAUGUUUACAUUUAUAUCUCAGAAAAUUGGUUCUAGAAGCUUUGUUCACAUAAAGUUAAUUUGCAGCAACCACAUUGGUUAACCACUGAAUAUUACAGGAAAAAUAUUAUACUUCACCUCUGCUCCCCAGACACCAACACCUGUGUGAGAAGGAUGCUUAAAGCAAAGCUGCGUGCUUAUGAAAGAUCCACAUUUCCUCUCAGAAUAAAAGAUUUAAAAAAUCACUUACUGCAUCAUAUAUAUUUCAAGCAACAAACUUAGAGCAGCUAGGGUUCAUUAUGGAGUGAGCCAUGGAGAGAACAAUAAGAAUGCAAAGCCUUGAUACCUGGAGCAGGUGAACAGCUGAGCAAUGGUAUAUUAUUUUCCUGCACCCAAACAACAAUGUGACGCCCAAACAUGAAAUGCCUUUGAUUGUUAGUCUGCAACCAACAUGUUUAUUUGUCUGUGUUCUUUUAGUAGUUUGCACUGCACUAAAACAGUUUUAAGUUGUUCUAAUAAAAUUCAGCAAAUUAAUUUUUAGGUUAAAUAGACCAGUGAGCAAUAUUCAUUGGCCCUUUAUGCUCUGAAUAUUUUGAAAACAAAUGUGCUAAUAGUUUGAAGGGACAUGAGGGUGGAAAUGCCUGCAGGGACAUUAUGAGGAAGUUAUACCUGAAAUUAUGCCGAAUCGUGUACUAAUUUUACACCCAAAUUUCCUAGUCUUGUUAGCACACAGCAGAACAUAAAAAGUGAGCAAAAUCCAGAAGAAAUCCGUGUAAACAAUCAGAUAGUCUUAUUUCACCAUAUAGUCUUAUUUCCAAGUAUGAAAUUUAACAUUUCUAGCCAUCUAAACAUUACCUUUCCUGAGUAUGAACAUGUAAUCAUGGAAGAUUUGCAGUUUUUUAGUUGUGAUUGAUUCCAGUCCCUUAAAAUACAUUUAAAAAAAUGGAAAAAUACAUACAGGCCAUCCUGCAUUAAUGACUGGGUUCCGUUUUUACAGACAUCCUUAAAUCGCUUUUCUCCAUAAGUUGGAAAAUACAUAAAAAUCACUUGAUUUGGUAACCAUACCUCCACAGUAAUGUAAUGAAAUGUAUAAAAAACACAUAAGGCUGAUAAGAAGGAACAAUUACUGAAAGGGGAGAGAAAGAAGAAACUAGUUCUAUCGUUCAUAGGAACAAACAUAUUUUGGGAGCUUGUUCAUAUUAGAGAUGUUCGUAAGUUGGGCAUCUGUAUACGGACAAACAAAUGUUAAAAACAGCUUAAGAAUUCAAAUAAAACAGAACAGAAGUUAACUUCCUUCUUGCUGGUCCUAAAAUUCCGGCUUAAUUUGAAGCAUAAAAGUGAAAAGAAAUUUAUGUGCAACAAACAAUCUACUGGAGGAACUCAGGGGUCAAGCAGCGUCUGCGGGGGGGGGGG